Messenger RNA from Carassius carassius (crucian carp), 1577 nucleotides. RefSeq names its product p53 apoptosis effector related to pmp22 (gene perp). Gene Ontology annotation, cellular component: membrane; cell-cell junction. NCBI's taxonomy places the organism in Eukaryota, Metazoa, Chordata, Actinopteri, Cypriniformes, Cyprinidae. The transcript is spliced from 3 exons. The record is from RefSeq and is a predicted model, not a curated record. Gene Ontology annotation, biological process: cell-cell adhesion. Bases 88 to 645 code for a protein of 185 amino acids.
AAAGUUUUAGAUAAAGAGUGGCCUGGAAACUUCCCGUGAGCUUCUUCACACUCGCCCAGGAGACGCCAAACACCGUUAUUAUCCAACAUGUUUCGUUGUGGCAUCGCGUAUCCGAGGUGCAGGUGGAUCCUGCCUCUGCUCCUGCUGUUUGCGAUUAUUUUCGACAUCAUCGCCAUCGCAGCGCAGUCCGGAUGGGUGGAGGACGAGAACGCGAAGACGCACUACGCCAGCAUGUGGAGGCAGUGCCGAGGCCGCAACGAGCAGUGGGAGUGCAAAUCCCUCAUGGAGCUCCCUUGGGCCCAGGCAGUCGCCGCUCUGAUGAUCAUAGGCCUCAUCAUCCUCAUCAUCGCCUUCAUCAUCUCAUUCGUGGCUCUCUGCUGUACCCUCAACAUCACUCUGCUGCCUUUAAUCGGAGGCCUCCUCAUUUUGGCUGUCAUCAUCCAGAUAAUCGCUCUGAUCAUCUACCCGGUCAAGUUCAAUGAGCAGAUCUAUGAAGGGUAUUACAUCUACACCUGGGCGUACGGCUUCGGCUGGGGGGCCACCAUCCUGAUGCUGGGCUGCGGGAUCCUCUUCUGCUGUCUUCCUCGCUACGAAGAUGAGGUCUCCGGCAUGGCCAAGACCAAAUACAUCUACAGCUCUGCCUAAAACACCUCUCUUAAAGGACAAUGUUAAGCCCCCCAAGACGAAAUGUCAAUGCUCAACGAUCUCCAAAAGCAUCGUCAUCUUCCUGAAUCAAACAUAGGACCGUACUGACUUUGAUGAGGGCCAAACUGCUCCAUGCCCGCCUCUCUAAGUUUUGGGGGCUAGUGCUAUUAACGUUUAUUUUAAUUCAUUUUUUUAUUAUUAUGAAUCCUUCACAAACUGUCUUUGAUGUGUGUGUGUGUGUGUGUGUGUGUGUGUGAACUCCACAAAGCAUUAUCCAGAAUCUCUAUAUCAGUUUACAUUAUAGCGUCCAUCACAUAUUACUCUUUAUGUAAAUAUAAUUCAUUUUAGCUAGUAAUCACAUUAAUAUGGUUAAGAAAAUAAUAAAAAAUAACCUGAACACUGCGAUGUAAAGUGUGACUGAGUUUUCUUAAUUUUCUUAAAUCUUGUAUAUUUCUUGAACGUCUCUACAUAUCAACAUUAAGAAAAUAUUUGUAUGAUGUAUCUGUAUUUCUACAUUAAUGUGUCAUCCCAUGUUAUCACAGUAUUGAUUGCACACUUCACUAAAGUGCUCUUCCUGUCAGCGAAGACUGUGUGUUUAGUGUUUGGAUGUUCAAAGUCAAGUGAACGAAGAGGGUUUUCCUGAGCGUGGUUUUACAGUUAAAUAGGUGAGCAAGUGGAUAAAAACACAAAAAUAUACAAAACCUGAUGUUUUUCUUGGAAAAAUUGAACAUCUUGAUGCAUUCAUGCCGUGAUAAGUUCAUUUCAAUUAGUCAGUUUGACGUGGAAAAAUUUAUAAAAAGUACUUUGCUUGUUAACUUUGAAAACGUGUAGGUUUUUUGGAGCAUUUUACUAGACUCAGAUUUUUUCACUUUGUCAGUUGCAGUGAUAUGAAUUGUAAACCAAUCUUCAAUAAAGGGGAGACUUUCUGUUAA